Molecule: messenger RNA, 2764 nt
Organism: Euleptes europaea (tarantolino)
Lineage: Eukaryota; Metazoa; Chordata; Lepidosauria; Squamata; Sphaerodactylidae
Product: protein-glutamine gamma-glutamyltransferase 5-like
Exons: 15
Coding region: 1-2763 (920 amino acids)
Biological process (GO): peptide cross-linking
Molecular function (GO): protein-glutamine gamma-glutamyltransferase activity
Source: RefSeq, a predicted model, not a curated record
AUGGAAGAGGCUGGGGAGGAAGCCAAUUCUGACACCAAACAGCUGGGCAGCUCCUCAGUGCCAAGGUGGAGGGCAGCCACACCCACCCACUCGGAUGCCUCUGGCGGCUCCAAGCAUCUCCGAGGCCAGGCCGAAGCAGCACGGUCUGCUGCCAGAACAAGCAGGCGGGAGGCUUGCAGGGUGGGCGUGCAGUGGGCCAACGAGCGUGCCAGAGGCAUGGCAGGGGGGCAAGAGCUCAGGCACCAAGGCAGCUGGGCGCUGCUCUCUGCCACUCCAUCUUCCCUGGCUGGCUGGCGGGUGGAUCCUUUGAGAGAACCUGGUCUGACCGGCAUCUCCUGCUGGAGAGCAAUUUCACCUCUUCCGCAAGGCAGGCGGGUGUCCACCUGUCUCCCGGGCCCAGCCCACGGCAGGGUCCAGAAGACCCUUGCGGAGAAAGCCCUGGCUGUCUGGCAAGAGGAAGGCACAGCCGGGGGCAGGGCAGGGGGGCCUCUGGGCUGCAGCUCCACCCAAGAGCUGGCCCUGGUGCCAGGAAACUUGGUGAGUGAAUGGGGGGGUGAAUCGGUCAUGCCCCUGGGGCCACACCCCUGCCUCUAUGGCUUCUGCCAGCCAAUGCAGCCGCAAGGACUGCAGGUGAGGUCCAUCGACUGGCUGAGACCCAGGAACAACCUGCGCCACCACACGGCCCAGAUCGACACCCGGCGGCUGCUGGUCAGGAGAGGGCAGGCCUUCGACAUCCGCCUCCACUUCCUCCCCCGGGGCUACCAGCCGGGCGUAGACUCCAUAUACCUGAUUGCAGAGACCGGACCCCAGCCGGAGCAGCAGUCUGGCACCCGAGCCGUCUUCCUGCUGGGUCUGGGGCAGCCCACGGCCAGCGGCAUCUGGAGCGCCGGCUAUGUCGCCAAUGGCCCCCGGUCCGCGGAUGUGGCGGUGCUGGCGCCAGCCAGGGCCCCCAUCGGGCGCUACCAGCUCAAGAUCCACGUUGACUCCGGCUAUGGCCGGGUGGCCUCUUACCUCCUGGGGGAGUUUGUCCUGCUCUUCAACGCUUGGUGCCCAGAGGAUGACGUCUACCUGGCGAGUGAGCCGGAGAGGCAGGAGUACGUCAUGAACGAAGACGGCAUCAUCUACCAAGGCAACAAAGACUGGAUCCUGCCAUCGCCCUGGAAUUACGGACAGUUUGAGGAAGACGUGGUGGACAUCUGCUUGAAACUCCUGGACCGAAACUUGAACUACCGGCGUGACCCAGCCAAGGACAGCUCCCUGCGCGGCAGCGCAGCCUACGUCAGCCGGGUGCUGAGCGCCAUCGUCAACAGCAACGAUGACAGCGGGGUGCUGCUGGGCAACUGGAGCGAAGACUACUCCGGGGGGGUCCGCCCGACCGCGUGGAGUGGCAGCCUGGCCAUCCUCCGGCAGUGGGACCGCACCGGAGGGCAGCCGGUCAGAUACGGGCAGUGCUGGGUCUUCGCGGCUGUGAUGUGCACAGUGAUGCGGGGCCUCGGAAUCCCAACCCGCGUGGUGACUAAUUUCAACUCGGGGCACGACACAGACGGGAACCUGAUUAUCGACAUCUUCUUUGACAAGACGGGCCAACUCCUGCCCCGGGAGAGCAAGGACAGUGUGUGGAAUUUCCACGUGUGGAACGAGUGCUGGAUGGCAAGGAGAGACCUGCCUGCAGGGUACGGUGGCUGGCAGGUCUUGGAUGCGACGCCCCAGGAACGCAGCAAUGGGCUGUACUGCUGUGGUCCGGCCCCCGUCACGGCCAUCCGGGAAGGAGAUGUGCAGCACCGCUACGACGCCCCCUUCGUGUUCUCAAUGGUGAAUGCGGAUCGUGUCACUUGGCUGCUUUCCGGGACAAGGAAAGAGAAGCUGCACUUGGAUGAGAAAUCCAUCGGGAUCCACAUCAGCACCAAGCGCAUCGGGAGUCAGGACCGGGAGGACAUCACCGGCGCCUACAAGCACCGGGAAGGGUCCGUGGAGGAGCGCCGGGCAUUCCGAAAGGCGCUCGCUGCCAGGGCCGGAGAGGCCAGUGGUGCACCUGAAGCGCCAGGGCUGGAGACGAGAUUCUCCACUGAGGCAGUCGGGGGGAACCUGGCGUCACCCAUGGAGGGGCAGCUCUCCCUCCGGCUCCAGCUGGUGGAGAGUGCCGAAUUCGGGCAGGACCUCCACCUGAGGCUGCUGGCGCAGAACCUGGAAGUGGCCCACAAGGAAGUGAAGCUGAGCCUCAGCACCCAGCCCGUCCUGCACAAUGGCACCCCCCGACCCCCCUUCUGGCAGGAAACCCACUACCUCUCCCUGAGCCCCAAAGAAGAGAAGAGGAUCUCCUGGCGCAUCGCCUACGGGCAGUAUGGCAAGCACCUGGCGGAGGAACGGCAGGUCCAGGCCAUCGCCAUUGCGGAGGAGAACACCUCCUGGCAGAAGAUGCUGGUGGAGAAGACCAUCACCAUGGCCAACCCCACCCUCACCCUCAGUGUCUUGGCCCCGGUGGUGGUGCACCAGUCUUUCCCGCUCCAUGUGGAAUUCGUCAACCCCCUGCCCCAACCUGCUGGAGGCUGCGUCUUGGUCGUGGAGGGCAGUGGGCUGGUGAAGGGCCAGACCCUGAUUGAGUUGGGCUCCCUCGGUGCCCAGGAGAAAGGUGGCAUAAAGUUCCAGCUGACGCCCUACAAGAGCGGCCCCCGGCAGCUGCACGUCACCCUCACGAGCAGCCACUUCCCCCCCAUCAAGGGCUGGAAGCAGCUGGAGGUGGCCCCCCACCCAGGAGGCAGCUAGA